Messenger RNA from Aureobasidium uvarum, 990 nucleotides. The record is from the annotation of a GenBank genome assembly. Lineage: Eukaryota; Fungi; Ascomycota; Dothideomycetes; Dothideales; Saccotheciaceae.
AUGGUUUACACAUCAAUAACCCCAGCUGCCCUUUGUCCAAUCAUUCUACUCGGCCUCUCAAAGCAUAUCUAUGCACAAACGUUGCAGGGCUGCGCAGCCGUCGACUGCCCCAAUCGCUACGUGGACAUGCUCUCGCCAACAUGUCAGGUCGAGUCGACGGAUAUGAGACUUGUCGGCUUGUUAUCCACUGAGUCGCAACUUGCCCAAACUGACCUGACUUGGACAAUCGGUGACUCUGGGCUACAAAGCACUAUCCAAGGCGACGAAAGAACAGUCACACGGUCCUUUUACCUAGGAACACCGGAAAAGCUCGAUCUGACUUCGUCGGAUCUUGCGUUCAAAGGAUGCGCAAUCUUCAUCAUAUCACCCGAAACUGGAGCAUACCAAGUCUAUGACCAGGGAGCUUCACAAUACGUCAACACUGCCUCUUGUGUUGGCUCAUUGGGCGAAACUUGCGUCGGCGACUUGACUGCCAGGGUUGAGCAGUUGGCCCGGCUCAGUUCGGAAUCAAAUGCAUAUACCUUCUGCAGGAACAUCGCAGACGCCCUCCAAGAGACUCCACCAUCCAGCUGCUACAUCCUUAGCCAGAAGCCUCGCAUAGAAGCAGUCGUGUUGACGGGAUCCAGUGCUCCAAAGACCAUCACCUUGGGUGAGAACAGCACAAGCAACUGUUGGCCCACGUUGCCAAAGACGAAUGAUCUGACCAAAGUGUUCGAACACGAUCAUGUCGCUCAACUGAAUGAGACGGUGCCUUGGCUAGGAUACACGCCAUUGAUUACUGUUCUUGCCCCUUUUGACAACAUCACGGAAAGCGAGGUGGAAGUGAAUCUGACGUGCAUGAAGAUUGUGGAUUCCGACGACUUCAGCGCGAGUACAGAGACAAAUGGGACCGGUACAGCAGACCGGGAAGGAGACGCCAAUUCAAUCAGGUGUGAUAGCUCGACAUUCGUUGCGUUUUUGAUGGCCGUUUGGCUAGUGGCCUCGAUAUGA